AAUUAAAAUUACCAAUCAAUACUACAAAUGUCCUGUAUCUCUUUGACCCUGUCGUUUUGAUCUGUGAGUUCCUUUUCUUUUCCAUUUUUUCCUUCUAAUCUGUCUGAUACCAAAUCUUUCUUUGUGCUUGAGAAUGGAAGAAACUGCUGGGAAUGCUGUUUUAGAAGUUGGAAAGUGCUUAAGUGCUCCGAUCGGGCGUCAGUUUAUGUACUUGUACAACUACAAAACCAACUUUCACAAUCUUGAAAGAGGAGCUGGAAAGCUGAAGGAUGCAAGAGAUGAAGUGAAGGCUAAGGUUGUUGCUGCUGAAAAAAAUGUGGAAAAGAUCAAACAGAAUGUUAAGGACUGGGAGGGGGAUGUGGAUUCCACCAUCGAAGAAACAGACAAGCUGAUUCAAGAGAAAUCAAAUAGCAGUUGUUUCAACUUGAUCACUUGCUACAAAAAUGGCAGGAAAGCAUGGAAAAAGCUGAACGCUAUAACUGAACUUCUUCAGGAAAAAGAACCAUUUGCUCAAGUUUCUCUUCCUACCACUCAUGAAGUCAUUCGGCUCACUAACAAAGAUUAUGAGGAAUUUGAAUCAAGAAGGUCAAUUUUCAACGAUGUACUUAAGGCAUUAGAUGAUCCUGAGGUGGGAGUUAUUGGGGUUUAUGGGAUGGGCGGAAUUGGUAAAACCACACUGGUCAAAGAAGUUGGUCAACAAGCCAAGAAAAACCUGAUCUUGGAUGAGGUGGUUUUCGUAGAGGUAUCUGAUAAACCAGAUCCUAAAAAGAUUCAAGAUGAACUUGCGCGUCAGUUAGGUGUGAAAUUUGAUCCGGAGGCUGAUCGAGCGAGCAAGUUGUAUGCGAGACUGAAGAAUGAUAAGAAAGUGCUUGUAAUUUUAGAUAAUAUAUGGGAACAAUUAGAUUUGGAGGCUCUGGGUAUUCCUUGUGGAGAUGACCGUGGAGGAUGUAAAUUAUUGCUGACAGCAAGAGAUGUUAAUGUAUUAUGGAGUAUGGAUUCUAAGAAUAAUUUCCCGAUGGGUGUCUUAAAGGAAGAAGAAGCUUGGAGCUUAUUCAAGAAGAUGGCAGGUGAUGUGGUUGAUCAAACAAAUAAACUGAAUUCUCUGCCAAAUGAUGUAUGCAUCGGAUGUCGGGGUUUGCCAAUUGUUAUUACUACCAUAGCAAGAGCAUUAAGAUACAAGAGACAUCAAUCUGAAUGGAAGGAUGCCCUACGAGAAUUGAAAAAGCCUUCUCCAACAAAGUUUGCUGGCUUGCCAGAAAAAGAAUAUGCAAAGAUAGCAUUGAGUUACAAUUAUCUAAAACGUGACGAGCUCAAGGAAACUUUACUAAUUUGUAGUCUAAUGGUAAAUAAUAGUAUCAUUUUAGACUUGUUCAAACUCAUUAUGAGUUUAAUUAUACUAAAAGGAGCUAACUUCACUAUGGAAGAAGCACGAAAUAAGCUGGAAAGUCUUGUCUAUGAACUCAAGUAUUCGUGUUUGUUGCUUGAUGGUUCAACCAGUGAACGGUUUUCGAUGCAUGAUGUUGUUCGUUCAGUUGUCAUAAUAAUUGCAUAUAAAGAUCAUCACGUAUUUACAGAGCGAAAUGACAUGGUGACAGAAUGGUCAAAUAAAGAGCAAUUGAAAAAAUGCACUAAAAUCUCACUAGCUGAUUGUAAUAUGAUUAGUGAGAUUUGGUCUCAAGGUUUGGAUUGUCCAAAACUUGAAUUUUUUAGUGUGGUGGUGAAUGGUUCUUUUGAAAUCUAUGAAGAUUUUUUUGUGCGGAUGGGAAACCUCAAGGUUCUAAGUUUGUUUCAGCUAGAUGUAUUGUCCUUGCCAACAUCUCUUGGUCUUCUCACAAAUCUUCAAACGUUAUGCUUAGAUCAUGGGACAUUUUCAAAUAUAACAAUCAUUGGAGAGUUGAGAAAACUAAAGAUUCUUAGCUUGCGACAUUGUAUGAUUAAACAGUUGGCUGAGGAAAUAAGUAAAUUGACUCAAUUGAGGUUACUGGAUUUAAGUGAUUGUUGGAAAUUAGAAAUUAUAGUACCAAAUGUUAUAUCAAGCUUAUCCUUAUUGGAAGAAUUGUAUAUGAGCAAAUGCUCUAUUUCAUGGAAGCUUGACAUACUUGAAGAGUUGAUGGGUUUGUCCAAUUUGACAGCUUUAAAAAUAGAUAUUUCCAAUGAUCAAAUACUGCCAAAAGACUUCAUUUCCAAAAAGUUAGAAAGGUACAAAAUAUCAAUUGGAAAUGAGGCUACUAAUUUUGGUAAGUACUUCAUAGAUGGUGAUUAUGGGAAGUUCAUGAUGGUGAGAAGCCAUUUAUUAAAUAAGUCUACUGCUUUAAGAACACCGAAACUGAAUCUUAAUUCUUUCAUUUGGCAAGAGGAAUUGCAGUUGUUAUCGAAUGUUGAAUUCUUAUGCUUAGACAAAUUGCAGGGUAUCAAGAAUGAUCUCUCCGAAUUAGACAAUAAGGGUUUUUCGCAUUUAAAAUAUCUCUAUGUCCAUAAUAAUCCCAACAUCUUGUGCAUUGUUGACUCAACAAAGUGCACACCUCAUGAUGUCUUUCCACACUUGGAGUCUUUGGUUUUUUUCAACUUGACGAACUUGGAAAAGAUAUGUUAUGGUCUACCCUCAACAAAGUCUUUCUUCUAUCUAAAAUUUAUAGAUGUGAAAAGCUGUGAUAAAUUGGAAAAUAUCUUCUCAUUCUCUGGCAGAAGCCUUCCACAGCUUCAAUUUAUUAAGGUGGAAGAUUGCAAGAAUUUGACUGAGAUUUUUGCUGUUGAAAGUAAAGAUAGAGUAGACAAGAAUGAGGUAAUUGAUAAGAUUGAAUUUUGUCAAUUACGCUUUUUGACUUUGAUUAAUCUUCCAAGGAUUGUGAGCUUCUACUCAAAUGCAAAUAAAGUUUCAACAUCACAAAAGACACAAAAAGAAUUGACAAUUAAUUUGGAGUCUAGUGAUAUCAAUUCGGAGGAUGAGAAAAUUGAUACUGUCAUACCAUUUUUUAGCCAAAAGGUUUGA
Mangifera indica (mango) is the source of this 2989-nucleotide messenger RNA. Its product is annotated as probable disease resistance protein At4g27220. The transcript is spliced from 2 exons. The record is from RefSeq and is a predicted model, not a curated record. Bases 134 to 2989 code for a protein of 951 amino acids. Gene Ontology annotation, molecular function: ADP binding. Lineage: Eukaryota; Viridiplantae; Streptophyta; Magnoliopsida; Sapindales; Anacardiaceae.